CGUACCAUGUGAAUCAGUCAUGUUUUGUGGGACACUAGGUCAUGUUAUUGUUCCUGUUUUCUUCUAUAUGCUUUCUACUGACUGUUGGCUAUCAUUUACAGCUACAAAUGCCAGUUUGGCCAUGCUGUUUACAUCAAAGAAAGAUUACAUGGAUUAUUAGAGAAAGUGAGAGAGAGAGAGAGAGAGAGAGAAAGAGAGAGAUAGAGGUGAAGCUGGCAGAGUGGGUGGGAAGGGGAGGAUCUUGAGAGACAGGAUGAGUAGGAAGAUCUGUAAGCUGUCAGAUUCAGUUUUUCUCUACAGAAGCUUUAACACUUUGCAUCAUUACGCCUGGGAAACCGAGGGACAGCCCACUAAAUCAGGACUUUGGCAUAUUGUUGCCGUUAGCGUGCCAAGGCACUGAGGAGAGAGAGGAGGUUCGGCCAAUAAGCACAAGCACAGGAGAGAGGUCCUGCAUGUUGUGGAACGUCAGGAGGGAAGUGAGAGCGUGUUAAAGACAGAUGGUCUCUCAGUGGAGUUGUUCUUUUUUCUGUCUCUUGUUCUCACUCUCUCCUGGAUGCUGCUCCCCUCAGCUGAACGGGAUCCAAAGUGUUACCUCAUGAUCUUCAUCCUUCACUGCUCCUCUUCCUCCUCCCCCACACAAGCAUACCUGUUGGCUUGCAGAGCUCCUUUUAUCCUCUCCCUCUCUCUUUGUCUUCUCACAGGUUGGCUAUGAUGAUGGAUUUUUUUUCGAUGAUGAGAAACCUCUAAGUGUCCUUGCCUUUGGUCCCCUACAGGCAAUUUAACAAGCACAGACGUAGAUCUUCGUCAGGAAACUGUGACAGACGGGAGGAUGACGACAAAAUAGCUAGAGAGAGAGAGAGAGAGUAUAAGAAAGACGACCUACUUGAUCAAAUUUCAGGGAACAUUUGCACCUAAUUUCAUCCGAGAUAUCAUAAGCUAUAAUAAUAAGACAAUGCUGCCCAGCUCUGGGAUGCCAAUGCUGAUACUAGCUCCACUUCUGCUAAUUGGCCCUCUAGUGGUCAUGGGGCAAAAUGACACGGAGCCCAUAGUGCUGGAAGGUAAAUGCCUGGUGGUCUGUGACUCCACACCCUCUUCAGAACCAGCAGGUAACGCACUGGGGAUGUCCGUGCGUUCAGGUACCGGCCGUGUGGCCUUCUCCGCCACACGGCAAACCAACCAUGAGCCCACAGACAUGAGCAAUCGCACCAUGAUCAUCUAUUUUGACCAGAUCUUGGUGAAUGUCGGUGGUCAUUUUGACCAAGAGAGCAGUAUCUUCCUUGCUCCGAGACGAGGGGUGUACAGCUUCAACUUCCAUGUGGUAAAGGCAUACAACAGGCAAACCAUACAGGUGAGUUUGAUGUUGAAUGGGUGGCCGAUGAUCUCAGCCUUUGCUGGAGACCAGGAUGUGACACGAGAAGCAGCCACAAAUGCUGGGCUUGUGAUCAUGGAAAGAGGGGACAAGGCUUACCUCAAGCUAGAAAAGGGCAACCUAAUGGGAGGCUGGAAGUACUCUACUUUUUCAGGCUUCCUGGUCUUCCCUUUAUAAAGAUGACCAUGUGAACAGCUGGGAGAGAGGGUGACAUGCUCUCUGGUGGUUUAUUUUACGAAAAUGGAAUCCACAGAAAACAUCAUAUUUGUUCUUCCUCUCUUUUUUUAACAGCAGAGCAGAGAAAAUGCAGAAAAUGAGAUGUUAAAUGUUAUAAUUAAAUAUAUAUUUUGUUAUUUAAAAAUACAAUUAAUAUUAUAAUUAAAUAUUAUUGAGAACCAGGCCAUGUGAUUUGAAAAUCACUAAAAAGUCACUCUUUUUUGUAAUGUGUAUGGUUAAACUGAAAAAAAUGACGUUAUGGAAAUACAAUGAGACUGUCCUAAUAAUAUAUUUGAAAAUAUGUAUUUCAGGGUUUUC
Messenger RNA from Sinocyclocheilus grahami, 1903 nucleotides. RefSeq names its product cerebellin-1-like. Gene Ontology annotation, cellular component: glutamatergic synapse; synaptic cleft. Gene Ontology annotation, molecular function: protein binding. The transcript is spliced from 5 exons. NCBI's taxonomy places the organism in Eukaryota, Metazoa, Chordata, Actinopteri, Cypriniformes, Cyprinidae. The coding region runs from base 953 to 1546 and encodes 197 amino acids. The record is from RefSeq and is a predicted model, not a curated record. Gene Ontology annotation, biological process: maintenance of synapse structure.